Messenger RNA from Dimorphilus gyrociliatus, 2223 nucleotides. NCBI's taxonomy places the organism in Eukaryota, Metazoa, Annelida, Polychaeta, Dinophilidae. The record is from the annotation of a GenBank genome assembly.
UAGUGUAGAUGUCAAAUAUGAACGGAAUACUGCUCCUUUUGCUUUUUAGAGGGAUGCUUUCGUCUUCAACGCAAACUAUUGAUGAGCGAUAUCAAAAGGCAAAAACUGCGUUAGAGUAUGUUGAACGUGUUCGAACGUCAUCUUGUAACGGUGGUACCGAAGAAACUUUACCUGUUUCGUUUGAUCAUCGCAUCUGGGCCGAGUACGCUCAUGUCGCUAUUAAAAUGGCAAAUUUGCUAACAAAGAUUGUUAUAACCAAUUCAAAUAAAUUAGAUACAACAGAAAAAUUUCUAUUCGAUCUUGUUCGGAACAACGUCGAUAACGACAGCCCUAUUUUUGGUUCAGCAAUUGCUGUUGAAGAAUGGGUUUAUCCUAAAUUUAAAACUUUUUGUCCUUAUUCGUACAAGAAGAAAGGAGUUUUUGCUCACGAUAUUUCAUUAAAUUACAACUACUUGAGUAACGCCACAGAAUGGUAUCAUACACUUCGCUUCAAGAAUUGGACUUCGGCUAGAGUUUCUGUUAACGAGGUAACUUAUAGACAUAAUUCAACAUCUCAUAGCGCCAAGAAAUUAAUAUACCAGCCCAUGUCCGUCAUGGAAUAUGGGCACUGGACAGCUCCGUAUUACGAUUGUGGAGGUGGUGAUAUAUGGAUGGUUACAUAUUCGAGUCCAAUAUUUGGCUUCAAACCCAAUAACAUACCCUUUUUUAGGGGAAUAGCAACAAUCGAUAUUGAGUUAACAAAUAUAGAUAUUAACCAGUGCGAUUUGGAAGACAAUCCUACUCGAACUACCUCUUCUUCCGUGGACGUUUUUAGAGGAACGCAUAACUGUCCUCUGUCGACCACAUGCGUUCCAAUUCUUGGUCAAGGCUUUAUUCGUGGGGCUUACAAGUGCGUGUGUUCCGUUGGCUAUUACUUUCCUGAUAUUUCUGCAUCAGUUAAAUCCUACAAUGGUUCGUCUAUUGAGGAAGCUUUAGCAAACGCUACUAGCAUAACUCAAUUUCAAUGUAAAAAGUGUGCCGAGGGCUGUGAGACGUGUAUAGAUGAUUCACCAUGCUUAUAUUCUUUCGUUCUACCUAUCCGGGUAGCUCUUCUUGUUCUUGUUGUCAUCUUAUUUGCUUCUGUCAUAUGUUUAUCAGCUGGAAUAUCCAUAUUCCGAAAUACAAGGGCUAUAAAAUCAGCAAGUCCUCUCUUCUUACACUUUAUGGCCGUUGGGUCAGCCUUGAUGUGUACAUCAACGCUUUUCACAUAUCCCGAACCAACAUGGGCAACGUGUGUAUCCGCCAUGUGGACUGAACAUAUCGGAUUUGCACUGGCCUAUGGAGCGUUACUACUUAAAACUUGGAGAAUCUCUGCAAUUUUUACUGUAAAAUCAGCGAAAAAACUCAAUUUAUCGGAUAGAAAAUUGGCAAGAGGGUUUAUACCAAUUGUACUAUUCGCUACAAUCUUUUUAGCAGUAUGGACAGGGGUUGGAAAACCUGAGGUGAUUUGGUCAAAAACAUCAUCAGAUCUUAAAUUUAAAAGUUGUGACUACGGUUUUUGGGAGUAUAUUGCUAUUGUUGUUGAAUUUUGUUUCCUUCUAUGGGGUGUUUAUUUGUGCUACAUUGUUAGGAAAGCACCGAGUCACUUCAAUGAAAGUAAAUACAUUACAUGGUCCAUUUACAAUAACGUCAUACUUGGAACUUUCAUGAUAAUUAUAGAGAGGUUUAUAGCCUUUCAGAGAGGUCCAGACAUUAUUUAUUUGUGUCGAUGGAUCCACUUACAGGUUGCUGUUACCGGAAUGUUAACGCUUAUUUGUAUUCCAAAAUUUUACGCAAUAGUUUCUAAAAAGAAGGACGAUGCAAUAAACAAUGAUAACUUUACGAUAACAGGAAGAACAGUUGGUCCUAUGGUAUCGGCACCAACUGACGUUUUCGAAGCGGGAAAGCCUUUAAGAGAUGUAUCAACGCAGACCGAAUCCUGUCUUAUCAAAGUUUGCAAUUCAACUACAGACAACUUUAAACUACCACUACCAGCCAAUUAACUACUUUAGAUGACAAACAAAAAGUAGCCACUAUUUUAAUUAUAGCAAAAAUAAUCAUGUUCAAAUUUUUUUGCACCUAUAGUAUAAAGUUUAAACGUAAUACAGUGACAUAUUUGUGCUUCUUCUUAGCCCUAUUAUCUUAAUCUUUACCCAAACAUGCUCAUUUGAUAGCUAACCCAAAUGACUAAAGCCUUCCUUUUUA